Messenger RNA from Enhydra lutris kenyoni (northern sea otter), 1622 nucleotides. RefSeq names its product N-terminal EF-hand calcium binding protein 2. NCBI's taxonomy places the organism in Eukaryota, Metazoa, Chordata, Mammalia, Carnivora, Mustelidae. The record is from RefSeq and is a predicted model, not a curated record. Bases 169 to 1206 code for a protein of 345 amino acids. Gene Ontology annotation, molecular function: calcium ion binding. Gene Ontology annotation, biological process: regulation of amyloid precursor protein biosynthetic process. The transcript has 13 exons. Gene Ontology annotation, cellular component: cytoplasm.
ACGGGGACUCCUGCCUAGGUACCCCAGAGCAGGGUUUCAGCUGAGGGAAGGGGGUGAUGUCUGAGAAGCCUUCCUGAGCUGCGGCUUCAGUGUGUCACAGUCUCAGGUGCUUGGGGGGGCAGUGACAUCUGUCCUUGGCCCCAGGACCAGAAGCAGAGGUGGGAAUGGAUGGUCAGAAGCGGUGAUGCUUCCCCCUGCUCCUUCUUACCAGCAUGGCUCACCUCAUCUUGCAAAUACCAGAUUUUCCGCCGGGCCGACAAAAACGACGACGGGAAGCUGUCGCUGGAGGAGUUCCAGCUCUUCUUUGCAGAUGGCGUCCUCGACGAGAAGGAGCUGGAGGGCCUCUUCCACACGAUCGACUCCGACAACACCAACCACGUGGACACCAAGGAGCUAUGUGAUUACUUUGUGGACCACAUGGGCGAUUAUGAGGACGUCUUGGCCUCCUUGGAGACCUUGAACCACUCUGUCCUGAAGGCGAUGGGCUACACCAAGAAGGUGUACGAGGGCGGGAGCAACGUGGACCAGUUUGUGACGCGCUUCCUUCUGAAGGAGACGGCCAAUCAGAUCCAGUCGCUGCUGAGCUCUGUGGAGAGCGCCGUGGAGGCCAUCGAGGAGCAGACCAGCCAGAUCCGCUGCAGACAGAACCACAGCAAAGCCAGCCACGGCGUGGUGGAGACCUGGUCCGGAAGCGCGGCGCCCCCCCACGCCCCCAGCGCCAAGCUGGGGGCCACAGAACAAGGGAAGAGUCUUCCAUCUGUCUCUGCAGACCCCAAGGAGGAGGGCCUGGAAGCCCAGAUUAGCCGCUUGGCAGAGCUGAUAGGACGGCUGGAGAGUAAGACCCUUUGGUUUGAUCUUCAGCAGCGCCUCUCGGAUGAAGAAGGCACCAACAUGCACCUGCAGCUGGUCCGGCAGGAGAUGGCCGUGUGCCCCGAACAGCUGAGCGAGUUCGUGGACUCCCUGCGCCAGUACCUCCGCGGCACUGCUGGGGCCGGGAGCUGCUUCCACAUUGCGGCCGUGAGGCUGGCUGAUGGCUUCACCUUCGUGGUCUAUGAGUUCUGGGAGACGGAGGAGGAGUGGAGGAGGCACCUGCAGAGCCCCGUGUGCAAGGCGUUCCGGCACGUCAAGGUGGACACGCUGAGUCAGCCUGAGGCCCUCUCCAGGAUCCUGGUGCCAGCUGCUUGGUGUACUGUGGGCCGCGACUGACCACGUCCCUGAGGCCUUUGGAUCCGCCUGCCCCUCUGCCCACUCUUUUCUAGAAACUUUGGUACACAAGUUGUCUUUUCACUGUACUUCAGACAAGAAUGUAUUCUCCCUGUUUGCCGUGAAAGAGCAGCCCCUUCCCCAAAUCCCCGCCCUCCCUUAGCGGCUGCCGUGGCUGGGGAACAGCAGGCACAGGGAGGCGUCCUGGGACCAGCACCUCCCCCAGCCCGGCCCAGUGGCCACGCAUGACCCCCCACCCAACCCCCAGCCUCAUGGGCCUGGGGGACACCCUGCCCAGGUAGGAGCCGCGCCCCUGUAGUGCCCCACUCGGCCUGGGCCCUGCCGCGUCAGACUGGAGCGCCCCCGUAGCCAGUGCCUGCUCGGCAGUCCGGCACCAAUAAACGCUGGCUGGGAACGGC